CUUCAUUAUUUCACUCUCUAACUUCUUCUCCACUCCUAUAAACAAAAAACAGAGAGCCCCAAAAAUCUCUAUUCGAUUUUUUUUUACCGUCUUCAAUUCCAAAUUUCACCGCAGUUAAAAAAAAAACAAAAAAAUGGCGUCGUUUGAUGGAUUAGCGAGCGUUGAGCCUUGGUCGUUCCGACAAAGCUUCAACAUCGACUCUUGGUUAAUUCCAGAUCACGACAGUGACGUACUCGCCAAAGCUCUUCACAGAUCCAUCUCCACAUCCACCACACCCGCCGGCGAUUCUUUCUCUCCCUCAGCUUACUUUGACUCCGCCGCCGCCGCCGCCGUCUCCGAUCUUUCUCCUCCUCAGACCCUCUCUAACGUCUCCUUCGUCUCAGAUCCGGACAUCUCCGUCGUCGGAGGUGUGAAGCGGAAGCGUGUUGGUCCCGGAGACAAACCGGCGAAACGCCGGUCUCGAGUCUCCACGAAGAAGUCUCAGACCACGUUUAUAACGGCGGACGCGGCUAACUUCCGGCAUAUGGUUCAGCAAGUCACCGGCGCGAAGUUCGUCGGUUCUUCUUCCCCCGGCAUUUUCUCUCCGGUCGUGAAGCCGGAGCCGCAUAGGCUCGCUAGCAGGCUACCUCCUCCACCAUCUUCCUCGGCUGUUCCCACGCUCGAUACGUCGUCGUUUUUGUCGAACCAUCACCAGGAGAACAUGGUCAACGAUUUCAGCUCUGUUUCAGCGCCGGUGCGUACGGCGGCGACGGUGAAGUCCGGUGUUGUUGGUGGUGGUGGCUCCGCCGUGGAGUUAGAUAGUUACUUCCCGACGCUUGAGUCGUGGAAAGUUAUGUGAUCGAAUCGGAUUUAAAAGUUAGUGUUUGUAGAUGUAGUAGUCCCAUGUAGCUCUCUUGGUUUUGUUAUGAACAUCUCUUGUUAUUGUCCUGAGCUUGGUGGCUAUCUAUUCUAUGGAGUCUCUUGUUCAUACUGUUGGGAGAUUAAUUAAUCAAUGGUUAAUGGCGAUUUUUAGUU
Molecule: messenger RNA, 1014 nt
Organism: Raphanus sativus (radish)
Lineage: Eukaryota; Viridiplantae; Streptophyta; Magnoliopsida; Brassicales; Brassicaceae
Product: calmodulin-binding protein 25-like
Exons: 1
Coding region: 134-838 (234 amino acids)
Biological process (GO): response to osmotic stress
Cellular component (GO): nucleus
Molecular function (GO): calmodulin binding
Source: RefSeq, a predicted model, not a curated record